AUGCAGUUUGAGAUGCACGACAACGUGAAAGGCAAAGCCAUGUCCUAUCCAGUGACCAGUCAGCCUCAGUGUGCCAAUACUUGCUACCAGACACAGCUCAGCGAUUGGCACACGGGCCUCACCGACUGCUGCAACGACAUGCCCGUCUGUCUGUGCGGCACUUUCGCUCCGCUGUGCCUCGCCUGCCGAAUCUCUGACGACUUCGGGGAGUGCUGUUGUGCACCGUACCUGCCUGGAGGCUUGCACUCUCUGCGCACGGGCAUGCGGGAGCGCUACCACAUCCAGGGCUCCGUCGGGCACGAUUGGGCUACCCUCACCUUUUGCCUCCCCUGCGCCCUCUGUCAGAUGGCGCGGGAACUGAAGAUCCGCGAGUAA
Microtus ochrogaster (prairie vole) is the source of this 375-nucleotide messenger RNA. It is a transcript of the gene Cnfn, whose product is annotated as cornifelin. Lineage: Eukaryota; Metazoa; Chordata; Mammalia; Rodentia; Cricetidae. The coding region runs from base 1 to 375 and encodes 124 amino acids. The record is from RefSeq and is a predicted model, not a curated record. The transcript is spliced from 4 exons.